Molecule: messenger RNA, 1296 nt
Organism: Entamoeba dispar SAW760
Lineage: Eukaryota; Evosea; Mastigamoebida; Endamoebidae
Product: ATP-dependent RNA helicase DDX3Y, putative
Exons: 1
Coding region: 1-1296 (431 amino acids)
Cellular component (GO): nucleus
Molecular function (GO): RNA helicase activity; ATP binding; RNA binding
Source: RefSeq, a predicted model, not a curated record
AUGGCUUACGUACCACCACAUUUAAGAAACAAAGAGAAAACAACAAUAAUGAAAGGAGAACCUACUCCAAUUAGUCCAUCCUUUAUUAAAAAAGGAGUAAAUAAAUCAGAUCAUCAUAUUCCAAUAACAUCAAGAACUCCUCAACCAUCUCGUAGUUCAUCAACAAUCUAUAGAAGUGAUACACCUACAUUCACACGUAGAAAUAAUAGAAUUAUAAAUAAAGAUAGAUGGUAUGGUUAUAGAGAUUCUAGAGAAGAUCCUAAAAGAUUAGAAAAAAGAAAUCAAUGGUUAGAAGAAACAAAAGAAGAAAGAGAAAAAUUUAUUGAUGUAACUCUCUCAUAUGAAAACCUUGAAAUUGAAGUUACUGGAAAAGAUCUUCCAAAAGAUACUAUUGAAACAUUUUAUGAUAUUGAUUUAGGUGAAGAAUUGGAUCAUAAUAUUUUUAAGGCUGGUUUUUAUCAUCCAAUGCCAGUUCAAAAAGCAACUAUUCCAAUAGUAUUAGCUAAACGUGAUUUAAUGUCAUGUGCACAAACUGGAUCAGGUAAAACUGCUGCAUUCCUUUUUCCUAUUAUUUCAGAUAUUCUUAAAAAUCCACCAAUGCCAAGACAAGCAAAUUUAUCACAUAGAGUUACUGUAUUUCCUGUUGCUUUAAUUCUUGCACCAACAAGAGAAUUAGGACAACAAAUUUAUGAAGAAGCAGUUAAAUUCACUGAAAAUACCCCAAUUAGAUCAGUAUGUGUUUAUGGAGGAUCUGAUGCUUAUAUUCAAAUUCAAGAAAUGGGAAAAGGAUGUGAUAUUCUUGUUGCUACUACAGGAAGAUUAUUAUAUUUUACUGAAAAGAAAAUUGUUUCAUUAUCUUCUGUUAGAUAUCUUAUUUUUGAUGAGGCUGAUAGAAUGCUUGAUAUGGGAUUUGAACCACAAAUUAGAGAAAUUUGUGAAGAUAAUGAAAUGCCACCUGUUGGAAAACGUCAAACAUUAAUGUUUUCUGCUACUUUUCCUAAACAAAUUCAAAGACUUGCUGCAGAUUUCUUAGAUAAUUAUGUCUUUAUUACUGUUGGAAGAGCAGGAAGUACUGUUGAAUCAAUUCAACAAAUUAUUUUAUGGGUUGAAGAACAAAUAAAACAAGAAGCUAUUUUAGAUGUUUUACGAGAAUUUGCUGGAAAAGGUGAGAAAACAGUUAUUUUUGUUGAAACAAAGAGAGGUGCUGAUAUGCUAGAAAAUUAUUUAUACGAUCAUGGAUACAAAGUAGAUAGUAUUCAUGGAGAUCGUUCUCAAGCUGAUCGUGACUUUUCAUGA